UAACUAAAUUGACACCGAACGGUGAGGUAGGCUCUUUUUCUGUUUUCAGUACUUAUUUAUCCUGAAAAUUACGCGAUUUUCGUGACGAUUCGUUGCAGAUUACACCACUUUGAUGCCUAUAAUUUAUUAAGGGCAGCGUAUAGCGGAGGGCUGUAUCGGCGCAGUGAUAACAACAGCGAUGGUAAUGGAGGCGUCCCCGUCCCCGCAGAGCGUCGGCCGCGAGUUUGUCCGCCAGUACUACACACUGCUCAACAAGGCGCCGGCACAUCUGCAUAGAUUCUACAACAACUACUCGUCGUUCGUGCACGGCGGCCUGGACGCGCCUAAUCGCGAGACGCUGCCAGUCGUCGGCCAGAAGCAGAUCCACAACCGCAUUCAGCAGCUCAACUUCCGCGACUGCCAUGCCAAGAUCAGCCAGGUGGACGCGCAGGCCACGCUGGGCAACGGCGUGGUGGUGCAGGUCACGGGCGAGCUGUCCAACGGCGGCGCGCCCAUGCGGCGCUUCACGCAGACCUUCGUGCUGGCCGCGCAGUCGCCCAAGAAGUACUACGUGCACAACGACAUCUUCCGCUACCAGGACAUAGUGUUCUCCGACGAGGAGGGCGAGGGCUCCGGGCGGUCGGAGGGCGAGGAGGAGGAGGGCGCGGCGACGGGCGGCUACUUCCCGCCCGCGCCCGCCUUCCCGCCCGCGCCCUUCCCCGCGCCGCCCGCGCCGCCGCACGCGCCGCUGCUGUCGCCGCCCGCGCCCCCCGCGCCCUCCGCGCCGCUCGCGCCCCCCGCGCCGCCCGCGCCGCACCUCAACGGCCACCCGCCGCCGCACGACGAGCCCCCUCGCCACCUCGUCGCCGCGCUGCAGGCGAACGCUAUACCGGGCGGGGCUCCGUCGGCGACGCCGACUGCAGUGAGCGCGGCGCCGGCGCCGGAGCGGGAGCUGGAGGCCGUGCCCGAGCCGCUGCCGCAGCCCGAGCCCGAGCGGGAGCCCUCGCCGCCGCCGCAACCUUCGACGCCGAAGACAUAUGCCAAUCUGCUGAAGUCGGGCGCGUCACGUGGCUCGCCGCCCGCUCCCGCCCCUGCGCCCGCGCCCGUUCCCGCUCCCGCUCCCGCGUCCGCACCCGCGCCGCACGAGCCGCGACCGCGGCCCCCACGCGUGGCGCAGCCGCAGCAGCCAGGCAACCCGUCGGAGAGCGGUCGGCGGUACUCGGACGCGCAGCAGCUGUUCCUUGGCAACCUGCCGCACUCGGCGACGGAGGAGGAGCUGCGAGCGCUGUUCGCGCGCUUCGGGACCGUGGCCGAGCUGCGCGUGCACAGCAAGCCGGCCGCUCCCGGCGCGCCCCGCCACCCCAACUACGGGUUCAUCACGUACGAGAGCGCGCAGGCCGCCGCCGAGUGCCUCAACGCCGCCCCGCUGUUCUUCCCGGCCGAGGGCGAGGGCGCCGGCGCCGGCGUCAAGCUCAACGUGGAGGAGAAGAAGACGCGCGCGCGCGAGGCGCCGCGCCGCCGCCCGCUGUCCUCGCACCGCGCCGCCUUCCAGCCGCGCCAGCCCUACCGCCGCUAGUGGCGCCGGCGGCUCGUCGUGUGACAAACCUCUACAAGUCUUAGAUGUAACUUCGCGUCUACUAAAUUCCAGUCGAGCACGAGUCGACUACCACGCUUCGCAUAUCGCUUCCUUUCGUUAAGUAGUUAGAUAGUAAAUUAAUUUCGUAAUCGAGGCCCCCUCGACAGCCGGCCCUUUCGCGCCCGGCGGGACUUUUUGUGAUAAAUCUAGAAUGAUCUUUUACUUCAUGUUCUGUUUUGUUUCUUACUUUACUUUCGUAGUGUUCAAUAGAAUUUUCCGAUCGAAGCGAUCGAUCGCUCGCUAUAGUCCUGUCCCGUAUCGCUCGCCCGUUCUGGUCCGCGCUGGUCCGUGCUGGUCCGCUGCGACGCCGAACGCAGUCUCCACUCAACAACAAAUUAUUAUAUGUUUGUAAUUAUUAAAAUAAGUUUAUGAUUAAGCAGUUAAUUUUUUUUGUUAAUAAUAACGAAUAUCCUGUAACUUAUCUUGCGUGUUGAUAAAGUCCGCGGUAUUGCAGCUGCAGGCGACGGUGUAUACGGCUGCAUAUCGACUCGUACCAGACUCGUGUAUUACGUUUUGUCCCACGUACAAAUUGAAGCGGUGACAUACUGGGUUGUGUCGUAGGAAUUCCAAAACAUUAUCAAGUUAUCCGAUUGCAGUACUUGUGUUAAACAAGAGAUAGGGGUGCUUUUUAUAUUCAGACACUUGAGUCAAUACGAAUUAACGUUGGUGUAUACCAAUGUUUGACAAAGAAUAAAUUGUUUAUUUAAAUAGAGCACGCAAGUUCCAUAGACGAGACGUUGGGACGGCCUCGCCGUUAAUCUCGUUCGCCGUUCGUACGAAACUUUUUGAAACAGCGGAAAAUGCUCGUAGUGUAAUAACUUUUAUGUUAAAUAUUUUUUUUAAAACAAUGUCGUUACAAAAGUUGGUAUUUAAUGUAACACCAGGAGUGUAUCCGCCGACUCGAAAGGUCAAUACGACUUGCUACCACCGUCCAUCACCGCACCUGCAUCGAGCGCUUGUCGUAAGUAAUACCGGCGCUCUACUUCUCGUUUGCUACAAAUCGGUAAUCGCGAUUUCAAAAGAAAGUAAUGCGAAAAAUGUCAACGUAUCAUUUCGCAGACGCAGAUCUCCUCGAAGUCGAUGGCGAUUUUAUAAUUUUUCUGAUCAUGGAAAUUUUGUGAUUUUUCAACUUUUUGUAUAUUUUAAUUGUAUACUAGGUUAUUAUCGGCUCGCCAUACUUUAGGGUUUACUGUUUUGUCACUGGUUGGCAAUAUUAUUGAAGCGGCUCGUCGGAGGAGACCGGCCACGUUACGUCACGUUCAUAGCAAUAACAAUCGUUACGUACUCCGCGCUCAGGAUCGCACUCGUCGGUCCGCAGUCGAACAUGUAAAAUGGUUUCAUGUUUCCAUUAUUGAUGUCCACUUGUAAUCGUUCCACAACAACAGUAACAAGUAAUAUACUUUAACCAAAAUUACAUAAUAAUGCAACAACCAUUUGUUUUAUUAACAGCAACUAUCGUGAUCCCCGACAACUCUUUGCAAGAACUGAUUAUUGUUAUAUUUACACUGCAUGCUUUGAAAAGUGUCUCAUCCGAGUCCUACUUGUCCCGUUUCACCAGGCAGACUAGAACUAGACGGCAGGCGCUGCCGUCGUUUACCGCAGGCUCGCUUUACUCAUGAAAAUAUUAUCGUUGUAAACUAUAAGAGUUUAAUAAAAAUGGCAAUAAAUAGAACGCACACGAUAUGUUUUUAAUAACAUUAUACUUUAACGAGUACAAUUAAAGACAAUUUGGUUGUAUUGGUUGAUCGAUUUGUAUAAUUAUGUGUAAACGUUAUACAAACGCGAUGCAGCACAGCUUGAGGUAUCGCUAUGAUUAUUUGUUUGUCUGUACUGGCGCGAUAACAAUGCGCGGAGGUCUCACGUGUACAUUAAGUAAUGUUAUGAUGUAGAAGCUAUUAAGGGUAAGGGCACACGAGCGGUACAAUUACUUCACCCAACAAGAGGACAAGCCGACGCGACGACGGUCAAAGCAUAUCCUGUAACUUGUUAACUAGUAGGCUAGUAGAGCAUCCGAUUAAAAAAAUUGCAUUUCUUUUAUAAAUCCAUCACCCGAAUAAUGAUGUUUAUAUUUAGCUUUGCUUGCGUCACAAACAUUGCUGCCGCUCAUGUGCCCCUACCGCAACUGUCGCCUCGGGCGCCUUCAGCUGCAUCUUCUAAAUUAAUUUAUCGACCAGCCUGAUUGGAACAUAAUUGUAUGCGUCCAUCUGCUCCAUUUUAUAGAUUCACUAGGCCGACGGGUUGGUCCGUAGUCGCCGCCCCCCGCCGUGCCUAGUGGCCUGCACCUUGUAACAGUAUUCCUUAUUCUCUGACUCAUAUCUAACGAGGUGGCAUUACUACAAAGUUACAUUUAUUAAAUACCUACUAUGACUGAAAUCAAAAUAUAACAAUUACGGUUUUUGUCUUUUAUAAAAUUUGUUAGUUUAUUAGCAGUCGGUGGAUAAAUAUAAUUGUAAAAUGUUUGUAUAUUAAAUAGUUGAUGUGCAGCUGUUGUAGUACUUACCUGUUCAAUUAAAAUAAACUCAAGUCAACUAGAUAACAUCUACCGUGUUCAAAUUUUCCAAUGUCAUUUUAGUAGCUCUUACAGAGAUUGGGGGGGGGGGGUUGCAAGCGGUAAGUUAUCCGCUCGGCGUCGCCGACUCGCAGACUCACCUUCGAAAUCAUAAACGCCAUGCCUUUGACAUCACUGCCAACACUACGUAUUUGUAUAUUCAAGAUCGUAUUCUGGAAAUACAUCAGACGUCAUCAUACUAUUAAAUAUUUAAAGUUAAUAAUUAAUUUUAAUGUAAUUUUAUAAUUAUUAUUGUCAGCUUUUUACAGAAAUACUUUUUGCAUACAUAAUAAUGCCGAUUGAAUUAUAUAAAGUCCACCGCAAACUUAAAUGCAAAAUGUAUUUCUGUAUAAAAGUAUAUAACGUGUACUUUAAAAUUAAUCUUAUUUUACAUAGAAAUACUAGGACUAGUUUGUGACGUGAAUGUAUCAGUGCUGAUCGACCGAAGAUUGUUUUCGCGCGACCAGAUCCUGAAUAUUUAUCGUCUCGACAUAGUGAGCAAAGUUUAGACCCCGAAAGCACGUACAGUGGAAAGUAAAGUCGCUUAAAAGUCUUGUUACCAAAUUAGUUAUUUGAUAUUUCUUCCUGUAAUUUUUCUGGGGUCUAGUUUUGUGCUGUAUAGUCUUUUCUUCUCGGUAAAAUUAUCAAACAGUGCACGUUUUCUUCAAAUCUCAUGCGCACGCGCAGGUAACGCGUGUGUGCGUAUCAUCUGUUCUGAAGAAGACGUACCGCCUUCUCUAAUAGAGACAUACUUUUUGUAACAA
Molecule: messenger RNA, 4927 nt
Organism: Nymphalis io (European peacock)
Lineage: Eukaryota; Metazoa; Arthropoda; Insecta; Lepidoptera; Nymphalidae
Gene: rin
Product: ras GTPase-activating protein-binding protein 2
Exons: 10
Coding region: 179-1555 (458 amino acids)
Cellular component (GO): cytosol; ribonucleoprotein complex
Molecular function (GO): mRNA binding
Source: RefSeq, a predicted model, not a curated record